AUGGAACAAACAGGAGAAAAGAAAAAGAGAAGGUGGACAAAGAAGCAGCUUCGUGCGAGUCAGGGUAUGCUUACACAACAAGCUAAAACUAACAUAUAUGCUUCCCAAAGUGGUACGACCGGGUUCGGUGCCGUACGUCAUGGCGCCGACAUACGAGCAGACGAUCAGGACAAAACGGGGGAAGGUGUCUUAACUCAGCAGGCAGCCACUCAUAUAUACGCUUCUCAAAAGGGUAUGACAGGAUAUGGUUCAGUUCGUCACGGAGCGGAUAUCCGGUCAGACGAUUGUUGUCAGGAAGGUCACGGAAUGCUCACGCAACAAGCGGAAACAAAUAUCUAUGCGUCACAGAAGGGCAUGCGUGGUUACGGAGCAGUAAGGCACGGUGCUGAUAUAAGAAUAAAAGAGCUUUACGAAGAGGGCGAUGACGAUGAAUACCCAACAGAUGAAGAAGAAGAAAAAAAGAUAGCUCCACCGAGACGAAGUCCAAGAGUAGAGCAGCCGGUAGUUUCAGAACCGGAACCGGAAGUAAACGAUGAAACAGCAGCAGACGAAGAAGCUGAAUAA
Messenger RNA from Mercenaria mercenaria, 564 nucleotides. RefSeq names its product calponin homolog OV9M-like. Bases 1 to 564 code for a protein of 187 amino acids. The transcript has a single exon. The record is from RefSeq and is a predicted model, not a curated record. NCBI's taxonomy places the organism in Eukaryota, Metazoa, Mollusca, Bivalvia, Venerida, Veneridae.